Molecule: messenger RNA, 6497 nt
Organism: Oryza sativa Japonica Group (Japanese rice)
Lineage: Eukaryota; Viridiplantae; Streptophyta; Magnoliopsida; Poales; Poaceae
Source: RefSeq, a predicted model, not a curated record
CCCCCAAAAAAAAAAAAUAAUUACUAAAAAAGAAACUAAUUCCCUGCUCUUUUAUUUCUUCUUCCACUUCUCGAUUUUCUCUCCUCGUCAAAUCCGCGCCUCGUAGAGGGAGGCAAGAAUCGAGGGGUCCGGUGUUUUUUCUGCGGGAUCGUGGGGGAAUUUUUCCUCGGAUUUUUCCGUGCUCGUUUCCGCCGCGGGCGGCGUCGCAGAGUGUUUGAGAAAUAAUACGAGUCAAUGAAAUUCCGCAAAGGGACAAAGGUGGAGGUGUUGCAGAAGGGGGGUGCGCCAUUGGGUUCCUGGAGGCCUGCUGAGAUUGUUUCUGGCAAUGGACACACCUAUCUUGUAAGCUAUGGCUCAUGUCCAACUCAGGGUAGUGUGGCUGCGGAAAGGGUGCCAAGGAAGGCAAUGAGACCUUUGCGCCCACCCUUGGAUGGUAUUGUAUGCUGGGUCAAAGGUGAGAUUGCAGAAGUCUUUGACAGCUACACAUGGAAGGUUGCGGAAGUGGUGAGAUUGCUUGGUUUUAGUUACUAUCUCGUCAGGCUCCUUGGAUCCUCCCUGGAGUUGAAAGUACAUGCAUCCAAUCUUAGGAUAAGGCAGCUGUGGGAAGAUGGCAAAUGGGUUGCUAUUCCAAAGGAUUCUGCAAGAUUCCCUGGUGAUUCACCUAGAAGCCAGUUGAGAUGUGGAAAAGUUGGCCAUGAGUUGGUGCAUACUUCAAGGGACAACCGUCUUCUACUGAAGAAAAAGAAAGUAUAUGAGGGCAAUACUUCUCAGGGCUUGAAGAGAAAAUCAUCUGCACUAUCAGCUUUCCCCAUGCAGUACAGUGAAGUAAGUAAGAGAUUUCAGACAUCACAUAGAGAUGGAAGGUGCCUGCCUGUUGUUCCUGGAGGUUCUCUUCAUUUGAUGGAUAAGGUAGAUGCUGUUGAUUCCCAAUGCUUAGAGCUGGGCGAAAAAUACAUGCAUGAUUCCUUAAGUAAAAGAGCAAAUGGCUUUCAUAAAACAAAUUUGGCAGCAGUAAAAGCUAAUUUUGAUUAUCUGGAUCCUGCUGUAACAACUCAAGAUAGUGAUACUGAUAGUGUCGUUUCCUCUGUUGGUAGUUGCAAUCCCUGCGGUAGCCCCUAUGGAUCAACACAUCCUCAAGAGUAUGAUUGUGCAGAUAUUUGUAGUAGGACUGAUGAUGCUGAAGUUUCUGUAUCUGGAAGAGAAUCGUUUAGUAGGACUGAUGAUGCUGAAGCUUCUGUAUCAGGAAGAGAAUCACCUGCUCCUGUUAAUGAUGGUCUGAAAGAGAAAACCCAUUUGCUUGAGUUACAUGCUUAUCGUGCAACACUGAUGGCAUUAUAUGCGUCUGGGUCAAUUAGCUGGGAGCAAGAGGCUAUGAUGACUAAUCUGAGGCUUACAUUGAACAUCUCAACUGAUGAACAUUUAUCUGAGUUAAGGAGUUUGGUUUCCUCUGAAGUUCAUUCUAGAUAGUCAUAUGAAACAGUAGGUGUCUGUCUUGGUGGUUAUGUAGGCAUAUCACUUAUUUUACAAUUGCAGAGUCAUGGCCAGUGUUGAAACCACAUCCAGUUGGAGUACUUGAUGUUCUGUAUUAACCAUGGAAACAGGUUGUAUGAUAGAUUUACCAUAACUUCUCAAAUGCUACCUUUGCCCCAAUUAACUCAAGGCUUUCUUCUUUAAUGGAACUGUCUAUUUAACUUCAUAGUAUCUUGUAAUUGUUUUAUGCUGCUGGUGUUAGAACUUUUAUUUAAUGAUGAUGGCAUAUAUUACACCACUUGAUAAGUUUCUAUGAUUCCCUUUUGUGUUUUACAGUUAAACUGAUUAUAAUUCAAUAAUAUGAUAUCCAAUGAAAUUUGUUCUUGAGGUUGUCAACUUCAGCUAUCAACUAUUAUGUUUGCAUUGUGUUACUUUAGCGAUCCUAUUUGACCAUGUUGAGUUGUCCAUCCUUUGGAAUUCUUGUGCCAAAAGGUACAUAUACUGCUGCACUGUUGGUAGAAUACCCUUUAAAACACUACAUUAUGUGUAACUUAUUAUCUGAACAACAUCCUCCCCUCUUAUCCUAUCAUUAUCCUGAUACUGAUAGAUGACUACUAGCUGGUAACAGCAUUUUAUUCACUGCAUUAGAAGCCACACAUCCUUUUAAUUUCUUUUGGAUGAUUUGUUUUCCCUUGACAAUGGUGCUUGUGCUGCACUAGAACAACAAAGGAAAAUAUGACAUCUAAUGUUUCUCAUGCAUUUUCCAGGGCCGAAGUUGGAGGCUUGUAAAGCAUCCUUCGGUAGGUCCAUGUUGAUGGAGGAUUUUGUCACAUGGUCUACAUGGUGAUCAAUGUGGCAACAUUUCCAUCAAACUUUGGUUGGUAUAUACAAUUUUCCAUUUAUAUUAUUUCCACUUUUUUCUGCUCCACUAGAUUUUGCACGAAAAUGAAAAAUGAAAUUCGUUUUUAUAUUAAUCAACAAAUAAAUCUGAGUGCUAAAGUUCCACAUGCAUUGUUGCAACAAGAAUGUUAGUAUCAUGGUAGAGAAAAAAACUACGACCAGAGAAUCUCUAUCUAUUUUGCUCAGAAUAUGUUGAAAUUUCUUAUAGUGCUGUGUCUUAUCUUUUCCUGUUUUCUUUAUCUCUGGAACAAGAAUACCAAAAGGAGUAGUUAGAUAUACUAUCAGUGAAAAUUUCUUUAAAAAUGAGUAAAUUUCAGAUCACUUCAUGUAUAUGGUCCUAGUUGCAGAGAAAACUUGUUUGCUUGGCAAGUUGCAAAACCCUAGGUUAUGAAGUUUUUGGAUACCUUAUGACCAUAAAAUCUGCACUCUAGUGAAAAUAACCAAGAAAACUGGGUUCUGUACGACUAUGACUGUAGAGCAUUUUUUUCCGUUGAAACUACCAAGUUUGAACCUGUAAAAUGGUCCAGAACAAUGUGCAUAUAGCUUAAGUCGUAGUUUUGUUUAUGUUUCUUGCAAUCAGCAGGAUGAGGAGUACACCAUAAAUGUAAAAUUUAAUGUAUGUUUGAGUGCAAAAUUAUUAGUUAUAGAUACUUAGUUAUAUAAUUAUUUAAAUUGAAACUUGAUAAAUAUAUCAUGGUCACAAACUACACCAGUAAUAAAGUACGUAUGUGUGUUUUAUUUUGUGGAGUACUCUGUACUCUGUAGAGAUUUGUCCUAGUCAUGUUACAAUCUUAACAUUUCUUUUAAGAUUAGUCUCCGAAGUUCAUAUCUGUCAAAGUCUUGUAGUUAAUGUUGUCUUUACGAUAGUAAGAUUAAUUGGCCAUAUUCCAGAAAUUCAGGGAGAGCUUCCAUAAUGAUAUACUACUACUAUUUUGGCGAUACUGAGUGGUGAGCUGUAUGGCUGUACCUUCAACAUACUUUGAUGAGGUAGUGAAUCAGGUAAGUAGGCAUAUUGUUCAUUGUCAGGUGUCAGUAGACAGUACUUAUACAAUAUACUCGUAUUUGCUAAUUGUUUUCCGUGACGUAAACUGUAUAUCAUAAGUACUUCCUGCUACGCGAUUUGACUCUGACAAGUGUUAGCACAUAUGUGGUAAUGCAGAAGUUAUGUACAGUUUCUUAUUAACAGACAACAGUUAUGAAGGAGACAUGAUUCCAUAUCUGGCCUUGUUGCUGCUGCUGAUGGUUUGGUCAUUUAUGUGCAUGUCCUUUUACAUGAUUGUUCUUGGUGUAUAUAUAAUUAAUCUGGUUCAUUGUUCUGUUUCUUCUUUUGUCUUAAAGAAAUUUUAUAUCAUGUCCUGUAUAGUGAUAACAUUCAGUUUUCUUCCUGUGCAUAUCGUGGCGCUUUAGAUCACUGGUAUUCUCUGAGAAUAUCACAAUAAUGAUUCUACAUAUGAAAUGAAUAUUGGACCAUUCAAUACACCUAGCCUAUGUGUCAACUGGAACAUUUUUUUUCUAUCUUUACAAAUGCAAGAACAUGUAAUGGGAUGGAUUUUUUUUUUGUCACAUAUAAAGUAGUCACAUACAAAGGUUGGCAAAUAACAAGCUACCAAAGCAGCAACGUGGGAAAAUAUAACUGAGGAGAUGCAGCAACGUGUGUAAAAUAUAAUGGAGGAGAGGAGGAUCACUGUGGUGCACAAAAGCUUUUUUUUUUUGUUGUUGUUGUGAAAACUAAUUACAACUUUUUAUAGCAUGUAUGUAUGUACACAAUAAGAGGGUGAAAUGUAAAGCAUUAACUGAACAGCUGAUGUAUACAUGACUUGUUUCUGAAGCAGUAUGGAAUAUAAUCCUCUUUUUCAGCCAGCCUUUUUACUUGCAACUAUAAGCCAGAAAUGCUUGGGAGUCUGAAUCGAGACAUUAUUUUCAAUCAAGACGUAGUCUUAAUGUUACUAAACUAUUGAAGAGUUUUUUUUUAAAAAAAAAAUGGUGACACAAGUGUGGAUGAAGUGAACCCGAGCAAAUUUUGACUUGUCUAUAUUUGAUACUUAAACCACUCCUGCAAUUUUAAUAACUCAUGAUAUUUAUUUCUAUCUACAAAACAUACAAAGUUUUGGGAAUUCUACAGAAACAAAAAUGUAUCACUUGCCCUGGGGUAAUAACCAAAGUUACUAGUAGAAAAAUGCUGAUGUUGUUUGUGGACAUAGAACUGUACGAUAACAUUACUUUUUUUUUUUGGUGAAAAGUCAUGUUCUUAUCCAUUUUCCUUGUGACUUCAUUACUUGUGCAAACUGCUUUCGAUCGCCACAAUAUUUUCACUUGAGAAAGAAAAGAGAAGAUACUGAAUAAUUAGGUGCUGUGGUUCCCCUGGGAUUGCCAACAAGAACAGAUUGGCAAAUCUUAUGCAAUAAAAGGUUUUUGGGUGCAACUCCAUAGUUGAUCUCAGGAGAUCUUAUCAGAACAUUGUGUGCGAACAGAACAGUCACUUUCUGUAUUUUUUUCAGCCGACAUGUGGAUAUAGCAGAGCUGAUGACUUUAUUGUGGCUUUAUUGUGACGGCACACUUUGAUGCGUUUGGUAACCACAUUUGCAGGCUUUUCUAACAAAGAUUGUACUAUUGCUUCAGGUGGUCUUAGUCUGAAGCAGAGCUGAUUGAAGUUGUGCUCCAUGUACUCGUGUCAGUACAAAAGUUUGGAGGUAGCUAUUCGAUAUUUCUGGAGGAGAAUGUGUGGUUAUUCAAUAUUAUAAUCCAGAUUUCAAUUUCGUUUGUACUACUGCUGUCAAGGUAAAAAAAGAAAUUCGAUGUAAAUGCCAAGGGAAUUCUCAUGGCAGCUUUAUUCUCACUGACCUGGGCACCCUGAAUUUUCUCCUGGUCUACUCUGUCCCCAUUUGGCUUGAAGCAUUUUCCUUCCACUUGUUCAUGCAUUGGAAUCCAAGUAUAUAACAACAUUAUAAUCUCAUUUUGGAAAAAAUGGGUUGUUAAAAUCACUAUUUCGGAUGAUUUCUUGGGGGUGGCAUAUUUGUUUCCUUCUGGCUGAAUCUCUUCUUUUUAUGCAUUAGCAGAGCACCUGAAGCUGUGCUGUUCAUCAUGUAACACACCUUUUUCACUGCAUCAUCCAUUGGUGUGUCAAUAGCACAGAUAAAGCAGCUAGCAAACAGAUCCAAGGAGAUAUACCAGAUGUCUGGAAAAGCACUAUGAUCUGAAGUUUGUGAAGUCAUCCAUCAGAUUGAUAAAUCUUGGAUGUGAGAGAACUGUUGGAUGCUUGAAAGAAUAAUCGCAAGGCACAGAAGUCAUAUCAUUGGGAGUGAAUAAAGCUACGAAAGAUACUGACUGGAUAAAGCUAUAUAUGAAAGAUACUUUGGUAAGACAGUAAACUCUUCCUGAUCGUUCUAACUGUCCAAGCUCAGAGAUUGCAACAUGGAAGAACAUGUAACAGUUUUUAGCUAUCAACUGAUUUAUUUUGGACGAUCACUGUUCUCUUCUGGAGUUUGGGAGGGCAGAAUAUACAACCAUGGAUAGUGAAGAAGCAAGAAUCAUAUACAAUUUAAUUUCCUUGGAUGCCUGCAGGUAGGAUGUGGACUUAUUGAGCAAGGUGACCAGCCAUACUUGCCCUUUUCUACUGACUUAGACAGCCAUGCCUUCUACUGACUUGACAACAAUAUAUGUCCUUUUCCACACAAAAGAUGUGCUCAUAUUCAGGCUAUUUAUAAUAGAUGAAAAUAUGUCAACAAGAUUCCUACUUCAGAUUGGCUCCUAGAUAGGAACAAGAAAAGAGAGUAGUCAUGGAAUAAAGCUAGAUGCUCUAGAGAUAUCCUUUUGUCCUAUGCAUGUAAGUCUACUCCUUUCGUCCCAAUAUAAAUGCACUUAGGACCGGAUAUAGCAUUUCAUAGUACAACGAGAUAUUGGUUAUACUAUGAAAUGCCACAUCCGGUUCAGGUGUACUUAUAUUAGGACGGAGGGAGUACAAAAGAGAAAUUACUGGCAAGAAAAUUUGAUUUUCAGGGUGAUGGUAUCCGCAGGUAAGUUUCACAUGCAAAUGAAAAUGUAAAUUGUCUGUUAACGAGUGAUUGUGUUAGCAUAAAUGUUUUUCACAUGCAAAACAAGACUAUAUGCAAUUUUGCAGACUUGAUAUA